Molecule: messenger RNA, 2038 nt
Organism: Menidia menidia (Atlantic silverside)
Lineage: Eukaryota; Metazoa; Chordata; Actinopteri; Atheriniformes; Atherinopsidae
Source: the annotation of a GenBank genome assembly
UUUGUCAUGAUCGGCACCGUGGCGGCCUAGGCCAUAAACUGUUCCAAAGCACACGCAUGAUAUAUUCAGAGAGGUGUGAUGGCCGGGAAGAAUCAUUUGAUGUGUGUUUCCGUAAUAGCGAUUUUAGCGUCCCUCGAACUCUGUGAAGGACAAGCAGUGGAAGAAGAAGUCGAUAAGGGGGGGCGCCCGGUGCGAGGCAGCCAUAACCUCAGGAGGGUGGUGUCUGGUUUAAAACAGGAACCCGAGGCUCAGAAAAGACCCGGUUCGCUUGUGUUCCAGAACGACCCGAAGGGAGGCUUGUAUUCUUCUAAUGUGUCACAGGAUGUGUUGGCUGCUAAACUGAAGCAAAUGGAUCCAUCAGUGCAGUGUAGUGAAAGCCUCAUGACCCUGACAGUCAAACGGAUUGGAGCUGCUUUGUUUCUUGUGGAUAGUGGUGAGGAAACUCUUACUCCGCUGUCUCAGAUGCGCUCUUCAUGUGGCUACUCUGUGAAGAGGUCCCGUAGAGAUGUGCAGUAUGCUGCAAACUAUCAGGGCUGCCAUGUUAACAAGCAGGAUGGUGACUAUGUCCUACCGCUACGUUUAUGGGGCUCACCAGUGGCGAUGUCUUGUCCCGUUAUGCUGCCGUCGCCCAUUAUUUUCUGCUUUCCGUCUAAGAUGGUACUGAAGAUUAGUGGAGUUUCUGCAAAUGAACUCAAAGUAAAGAUGUCUGGCACGUGGCAGCCGCUCUCAUUGGCAUGCAGCAGUUGUGGGCUGAAUUUUAACGAUUUUGCUGGAGAACUAACUCUUUCUGCACCCUACAACACGGGCCCGUGCAUGCAGGUCAAGGAUGAGGAGUAUCUGCUCACUCUACAGUGGGCAGAUUUUGAGCUUGAGGCCACAUGUCCUUCAGCACCAAAAACUGACCCUUCAAAGGGAACAAGUACUCCUCCGAGUGACAGGGAUCAGGUUCCGCAGAAUCCUCUCUACCCUUAUUUCCCAAUGUUCUCCCAAUAUCUGGAGCCCCCGCCGACACGCAGUCCAGCCACCGUGGCAUCAUUGCCUCAGUUCUCCUUUGUUGCUGGAGAUGCCACGAACAAACCGUUCGUGGCCUCCUCCGCUCAGCACCCUUCAGUCCCAUUCAUGCCGCAGUUUCCUCCGUUUUUCUUGGUUCCCAGAUCUGAGACACCAGCAAUCCCUUCAUCAAAUCAGGGUGCUGCUGCUCCCCAGGCUCCGUUUCCGCUAAUGCCACAUCAAUAUCCAAUCCCAUUUUUUCCACAAUUCCACAUGGUUCCGGGAAUUUCCCAACCAACAACCCCAACUCCCCCUCAUGCCACUCAGGUUUCAGUAAGCACACCUUCAUCUUCUACAGGGAAGGAAACGCUUCAAGCCCCUGGCCUUGUUUUUUCAGUAUCAAAAUACCCCUUUAAUUCAUUCCCUAAACACCCAUCAUCCCCAGGAGUUCAAACCCAAGCUGCAAAGGAUCCCAAACCUGCAAUCCAACAGCCCAAACCACAAGAUCUGUACCACAGAAAAUUUCCCAUCCCUGUAUUGCAUCCACAACUGAAUUAUGAUUCUUCAAGAUUAAAUUAUCAGCUGCAGGCUCCUGCUCCUACCCCUGUCAGUGCACCUAGCACAGAGAAACAGGCAGCUGAAGAGCAAUUUUAUCAGCCGCACCCUUUCAUGCCACUCUACAUGGUUCCUAAACGGGGUCCCAUGCCUGUCUAUCUUGAUUAUCCAGCUGUGCAUCCUAUAAAUGUUCCUCCAUCAGAUCAUCACAAACUUGGGACCAUCUACAAGCUGGUGAAUCCUCUCUUCCCUUUCCCUUCUGAUCAGAGGAAAAAGGCACUUGAAGAAAGGCGGUAGAGGUACUGCCGAGUUGGCGUCAGAGCAUCACAGUCCGCAACAAUCUGUCUACCCUGGUCAGAUCUUAAGAUAUUUUACAGCAGGAGCUCGCACUGUAAAUGUUUCUGAGGGACAAUAAAGUCAAGGCAGUUGCAUCAACACGUAAUUGGUUUUGUUUUUGUCUGUCCUGCAAAAUGCCAGAAACCCAUGGCCAGCA